Eupeodes corollae is the source of this 5523-nucleotide messenger RNA. RefSeq names its product ras-related C3 botulinum toxin substrate 1 (gene Mtl). Gene Ontology annotation, biological process: small GTPase-mediated signal transduction. Gene Ontology annotation, molecular function: GTPase activity; GTP binding. The transcript has 5 exons. NCBI's taxonomy places the organism in Eukaryota, Metazoa, Arthropoda, Insecta, Diptera, Syrphidae. The record is from RefSeq and is a predicted model, not a curated record. Bases 228 to 815 code for a protein of 195 amino acids.
UUUGGCGAUAGCGAGUGACAUUUUCAUUUUCAUUUUCGAUAAAAGGAGUAAAAAGGUCUCCUUAUUUAAUUUUUAUUUUAUUUAAUAAGUUAUAAAAAGAAAGAAGCAAUUCUUCCAAUUAAUGCAAGCACCAAAUAUUGUUGGUUCACUAAUUUACAAAAACAAAACAGUACAAAUUGUUUAAAACUCAAACUCAAUAAAACCAUUUGAGGAACAUUAAAAAAAAGAUGUCAACAGGAAGACCAAUUAAGUGCGUUGUCGUCGGUGAUGGUACAGUCGGAAAGACAUGCAUGUUAAUAUCAUAUACAACUGAUAGUUUUCCAGGGGAAUACGUGCCUACAGUAUUUGAUAAUUACUCAGCACCAAUGCAAGUAGACACAAUUCAAGUGUCACUUGGAUUAUGGGAUACUGCAGGUCAGGAGGAUUACGAUAGAUUAAGGCCAUUGUCAUAUCCACAAACGGACGUUUUUCUGAUAUGUUUUAGUGUGGCCAGUCCGUCGUCGUUUGAAAAUGUCACAUCGAAAUGGUAUCCAGAAAUAAAACAUCAUUGUCCGGAUGCGCCUAUCAUUUUAGUUGGUACAAAAAUCGAUUUGCGAGACGAUAGAGAAACACUAAGUGGUUUGGCUGAACAAGGACUAUCGCCAUUGAAAAGGGAACAAGGCCAAAAACUAGCUAACAAAAUCCGGGCUGUGAAAUAUAUGGAAUGUUCGGCAUUAACUCAACGAGGGCUCAAACAAGUCUUUGAAGAAGCAGUACGAGCAGUCUUAAGACCAGAACCUCAGAAACGGCGUCAGCGAAAGUGUAUAGUUAUGUAAGUAAAAGAAUAAAAAUAAAUAUUUAUGAUAAACAAAAACAAUUACAAAGAAAAUCUAUGAAACUCAUAAAAGAAAAAAAACAAAAUUAAAACAAAUCAAAAUGACAUACACAAUCUGAACUCACUUUAACAUCAGAUUUUAUUCAUAUAUACAUACAAAUAUAUAUACAUUAUAAACAGACACACAUACAUAAUUUAAUUUGUUAUAUUUUUAUUUAAGUUAACAUUGACUUAGGUUAUUAAACAAUUUUUUUUUCCAACAAAGAACAAACAAACAAAAUAUUAUCAUAGAAAACUCGAAUAUUAAUUUUUAAAAAAGUUUAUGUUUUAUCUUUGAACAUCACAACUAUUAUAUUAUAUGUAAAACAAAAGUAAUUGAAAAAAUAAAACUUCCGUCAAAAAGACUGAGUUGUGCAGCAAAAAUUAUAAGAAUUGCAGCAAGCGUUUUGUUAAAUUUUGUUAUACAAAAAGUAACUAAAAAUGUAUUUAAUUUCAAACCGAUAAGUAUUUCGUAUAUAUAUCGUAUCUACUCAUAUUCAAGCAAAAUCUACAUGAUGUAGAUUUGAUCUUUUCUUUUCGUAAUAUCACAAAAAUGUCCGCUAUUUUUCACAUUUUUUUUUUAUUUUUUUGGUAAUUGUAAUUUAAUAAAAACAAAAAAUUAAAUAAUAAAUAGAUUAUAUAUAAUUUAGACAGUUUUAGUACCAAAGUCAAAGAAGGAAAAGUAUGUGAAAGAGCUCAAAAUAAUCAGAUUUAAAUCAAAACACGGCGGCGGCGUCGCAAGAGGAGAAAAAUGUAUCCGCGUGUGUUGAAGUUAGAUUUAUCAUCUAGUCAAUUGAAUUAUUAAAAAAUUGUGAGAAUACAAAUUUAAUGAGAAUUAAAAUCAUGUGAAAGCAAGAAAGCAAAAUAGUUACCUAAUGACGGAUUAUAAUACGAGUAUAAUUUAAAACAAAAGAAAGAAAGUAGAGACUUAGAGUAUCUCCAAUGGAUACAGUGUAAGAGUUAAAGCAGCUUAAUAUUAUUACAUUUAUAUUAUUUUUUAAUUAUUUUAUAAACAUUAACUGUCACUAAAAUUUAAAUAUGUUCUAAUAACAACUUCAAUUUAUUACAAUAUUUGUUCUAAGGUCUUUUCCGGAGUCUGGUCUUUAGCAAAAUCAGUGCAACUGAAAGUAUUUGCUUUUCAUAUCAUAUCCUUAAAAAAUAUCACUUAAACAUGUUAAGCACAGAUCAUAUCACAUUGCUAUUCAUUUUAUGUCCUAAAAAUAUCAAACAACAAUUAUGUACUGAUUGUUUUUUAGGAUUUUGUCUUUUUUGAACUUAAUUUUUAACUCGAAUUAAUGUCCUUUAAACCUGUUAAUGUUAAUCGUCAAAACGAUUAACAUUAACGAUAUCGUCAAUAAUUUGUUUCACGUAACUUUAUCACUAUAGUCUCUUUAAUAGGCAUAAGCAAACAUAAGCUUAUUUCAAAAACCCAACGAAAAAUUCACUUAAGUUUGUGAAAUUACUGCGGAUAGCCAUAAUGCAAUUUUGCUCACGUAUCUACCGAGCGACUGGGAUCGCUCUUGCUUACGUUAACGAAACUUAGAAAAAUUGAACGAAACGGAGCUAAACUCCAUUAUGUUCACUAGUAUUGAGAUUCUUUGUAUUCGCACGUUUACUUAUGAGCGAAUAUGCUAGCUUAUGCCUAUUAUAGUUGGGCCUUAAGUUUGUUGAGUAUAUAUUUCAAAUACUCUUAUACUAUGACUGAAAUGUCAAAUUAACUCAACGAAAGAUAAUGCUUGUCAAUUUAUAAUUACCCUUUUCAACAAACAAAACAAAAGGGCUAUCAUUUUGAGGUUAAGUUGAGCCCGAACAAUUUAUUCGUAGCAGUGUGGAUGGUAUGUUGAACUCGAAUAGAGUUUGACAGUUCGUAGCAACCGCACUGCAAUUCGUUGCUACCAAAUUGUUUUUACAAAAUUGUCUUGUUUUAGAGAACAAAAUGCAAAUUUUAUUAUCCUUACAUACAUAAGUGUUAAUUGGUUUCUUAUAAUUUAAUUGUGUUUUUGUUUGAAAUUGACUUUUUGAAAUGUGUAAAAUUACGUUUGGUAGUACCGAAUUGCACUGAGGUUGCUACGAACUGUCAAACUCUAUUCGCGUUCCACAUACCAUCAUGGUACUGUUAAACAAAUAAAAUAUUAAAAAUUGUGUAGCCAGACCACUUCUAAGUCGGCAAAUAGAAUAAGUACUUUAAGUUUCGUUGUGAAUUAUAUGGCUGAAACACAUACACGCUUCAGCUUCGUCUGCGUUACGUUAGGCCUGCUUCGAGGUUGCUUUGAAUGACAUUUCUAUUAUUUCAUUCCUCCAAAGAGCAAAUAUUUUGUUGACAUUUUUUUACAGCUGAUUAGCUGUCAGACAAAGCAAAUGUUCAGAUAAUUGAACUAGAGCUUCCGUUUGGAGUCACAUUACGUUACAUUACGUUCUUUUCCUUACGAUUGUCAAGCGAAACGUGAGGUCGAAGCUCCAUUGUGAUAGCAUGCAUUGAAUUCCUAUGGCUGAACUCGUAAACGUCAGGCGAAGCUGAAGCGUGUUUGUGUUUCAGCCAAUACUUAUACAUAAUACAAAUGUAAUGAAAAUGAAAUCUCAAUAAAAGUUACUACUACUACUCCACAUACCAUCAGCACUUCAACGAAAUUGUUCGCGCGCAACAUAACCUCAAAACUAUACCACUCCUAUUUUGUUUUUGUGUGAAAGAUCAUGGUUGAGGAAAACAUGGAGAAAAGGGUAGUUCAAUUCGUCGCUGUCUGCGAAUAUAUAAAAAACCCAUGUGAAAGAAAAGUCAGAACAUCUACAGUUCGCAGUUCGUAGCUCAUGUGCAAGAUGCUUUAUACUGAAAACGAUAGACGAGACGCCAAAGUUAUGUGAAGCAAACGAUGAUAUCGUUAAUGAUAAUCGUUUUGAUGGUUAUCGUUUUGAAAAUUACGGAAUGACUCCCCAGUUUACAAGGAGAAUUGAAUCAGGAUUUAGUGUCGCAUAUACCUGGAUCAGAUUGAAAUAGGAUUAUUCGAUCCGAUAUUACAAAACGAGUUGAAUCGAAUCGAAAAUUGUUUUGUAAACCUGAAUCAAGAAAUCGAGUUAUUGGUGUGUGAGGUUUUGCUUGUGUUCGUGUGUUAUGUUUUUUUCCAAAAACACUAUGAAAAUAUAAAUCCUUCGCACGUAUCACCCUCCAAAACCCAUUUUUUUACAUUAAUGUGGACUAAUUCAACGAAAAAAAUUGAUGUGUUUUCACGUAUAUGUACAUAGAAUCAACUACUUAGUUUUUAGGGGAAAUUUAAUAAGAUUAGAGGAGAAAUUCACAUGCAUCCUUAAAUAAGUUUAUGAGUUCGAUUUCCUGUUUUGCUUGUAAGCAAACCAAUAUGGCUACCGAGAAUUUAUAUCUUUACUAGAUUUCAGAUGAGUUUCUUUGGUGCUCGUUUUUGUGUUGUAAGCAUUAUUUUAUUUAAAUUUUAAAACUGUGUAAUAUGUUAUUUUUUAUCUAUAAAGAUAGAAGUUAGUCGCAACACAAUACGCACACAAAUAAAGUGUCAUUUCGUUUCGAUUUCUCGAUCCACUGACAACAUAUACCUGGAUCGAAACCUCAAUUAAAUUUAGGUUAAAUUCCUAAAUCUCCUCAGGUAACCAGGGUAAAUGGGCAGGUUCAAUGACUUGAAAGUACAGCAAGCUUGUAGCAUAUGAUUGGACAACUUUCAAAAAUUGCCUUCCAAUUAAUCCAAAAAUGUAUUUGAAAGUUGAAUGGAAAGAUAAUCAAAGAAAAUAUCUAUUACUUUCAAGUCAAGUCUACUUAUGUCAAAAUGACAGUUGAUCAUCUUUUUUCAUUUAAUCGAAACCUGAACUUUAUAAUUUAUUUAGUUUCUCCACAAUUCUUUUUAAUAUUUUAUGUAAAAGGGUUUCUGAUCAAGUUAAAAAAUUAAUAAGUAAUAUUUUUUAAAUGCAAGAUACGUGUUUGAAUUGAAGCUUGCCUGAGGAGUGCACAAUUUAUUGUUGGUAGUUUUUUAAUGAUCAACUGAAGGUAGCGAAGUAAAGUUCCGAGUUUGAAGUUGAUGAGACUUUAUAAACUAAAUAGUUGCCUUGUUCAAAAUGUAUGUUCAAUGAACGCAAUUGACUAGAAAUGAAGUCCCUUAUGUUGUCUGAACCUGCUCAAUUUUGUAUAUUCUAUAGAAAUCAUAAACGACAAAAAUCAAGAAUUUCAUACUUGAUUGAAAUUCAGUAAUAUCAUGGAGGUAGAAGUUAUUAUUCUAUAUUAAAUGGGCAUGAGUAGUGAUUAAGAAUUCAAUCCCAAAGUCUUUUUUGGUUACUUUCCAGUAGCAGUACUAUCACCGAACCAACCCAACAUGUCCUUAUUUAGACUACAUUUUUUCAGGCCCAGACAGACAUUAAGAACACCUAAUUAAAGCUUACUUUUCAUUUUAAGUCGGCGAAUAGUUUUUGGUUUCUUCCUUUCCACUUUCAGAUUCCGAGAUAAGACGUUCGAAAUAUUUGUCACUAAUUUAUUAACCAUAUGCUGGAUUUACACCAUUGACAAUUUUAACAAAGUUUUUGGUCAUUUUGAAUGCAUUCACAACAAUGGAAACAGCAAAAUAUUUUAUUUUGUCAGUUGUGCAAAUCCAGAAUUUAAAGCUUUUACUAACUUUGCAAAUAUGAAGCACAAACAAUCAAAUUUAAAAAAAAAAAACAAA